Oncorhynchus tshawytscha (Chinook salmon) is the source of this 2048-nucleotide messenger RNA. Its product is annotated as cytochrome P450 2J4-like. The coding region runs from base 131 to 1666 and encodes 511 amino acids. Gene Ontology annotation, cellular component: cytoplasm; intracellular membrane-bounded organelle. The record is from RefSeq and is a predicted model, not a curated record. Gene Ontology annotation, biological process: xenobiotic metabolic process. NCBI's taxonomy places the organism in Eukaryota, Metazoa, Chordata, Actinopteri, Salmoniformes, Salmonidae. The transcript is spliced from 10 exons. Gene Ontology annotation, molecular function: heme binding; oxidoreductase activity, acting on paired donors, with incorporation or reduction of molecular oxygen, reduced flavin or flavoprotein as one donor, and incorporation of one atom of oxygen; iron ion binding.
AUUGUGCAGCUAUUGCGUAACAAAUGUACGAAUAUCCCUGACUGAAUUGCCCCAGUAAAAGUCCGUCUGAACAGGCUGAGACAUCUGGGUCACACAAAACUACAAAUAGAGUUCAGUGAGGGUUUCCACCAUGUUGGAGGCGUUAGUCUGUCUGGUGGGACAGUGGAUCGAUACCAAGGGGGUACUCCUGUUCCUCUUGGUUCUGUUGGUGACCAAGUACAUCCAUGAUCUGCCGCCUAAGAACUACCCACCAGGCCCCUUCCCCCUGCCUUUUGUUGGGAAUAUGCUGAAUAUCAGCAUCAAGGACCACAUAGGCUCCUUUAAAAAGUUUGUAGAGACCUACGGGGAUGUGACUACACUAGACCUGGGUGGAGGGAACCGCUGUGUGCUCCUCUCAGGUCUCCGAGGCUUUAAGGAAGCCUUUGUGGAUCAGGCCGAUGCCUUCACCGAUCGGCCAUCUUACCCCCUGAACGACAGGAUAAGCAGAGGCUUGGGCCUGAUCUCCUCUAACGGUCACAUGUGGCGACAGCAGAGGCGCUUUGCCGUGUCCACGCUCAAAUACUUUGGAGUGGGGAAGAAGACUCUGGAGACCUCCAUCCUCCAGGAAGCCCACUUCCUGUGUGAUGUCUACUUGGCAGAGAGAGGCCUGCCCUUUAACCCUGAAGACAUCACCAACAAUGCAGUGGCCAACAUCGUUUGCACCCUGGUGUUUGGUUGUAGGUUUGAAUACAACGACCACCACUUCCAACACAUGCUGAAAUGCUCUGAGGACAUUUUACAGCUGCCUGCUACCUUCUGUGGACGGAUGUAUAAUCAGUUUCCCACAUUGCUGCACUAUUUACCUGGGAGGCACCAAUCAGCCUUUAUCAACCUUGGUACCAUAAAGCAGUUUAUCAAGGAGGAAGUAGAGAAACACAAAGAGGACAGGAACCCGUCCAACCCCAGAGACUACAUAGACUGUUACCUGGAAGAGAUAGAGAAGAAUCAGGAUGGGGCGGCUGGCUUCACUGAGGAGAACCUGCUGCACUGCGUGGUGGAUCUGUUUGGUGCCGGGACAGAAACAACGUCCAACACCCUUCUCUGGGCAAUGCUGUACAUGGCCAAGUACCCCGACAUUCAAAGUGUGACACUGGCAGGAACACAUCUAUUAGUAUUAAAAAAUAAGGUGCAAGCGGAGAUCGAUGAGGUCAUAGGUUCGGCACGCCAGCCCUCAAUGGAUGACCGAGCAGACAUGCCAUAUACCUACGCUGUGAUCCAUGAGAUCCAGAGGUUUGGGAACAUCGUCCCCUUCACGCCUCCCAGAGUGGCCAAUAAGGACACCACCGUGGCGGGCUAUCUAGUGCCCAAGGGAAUGAUGGUGCUUCCAAUGUUAAAACCAAUCCUACAGGACAGAGAUGAGUAUGCAACCCCUAACCAGUUCAAUCCUGGACAUUUCCUGGAUAAAAAUGGAAAAUUUGUCAAAAAAGACAAUUUUAUCCCAUUUUCUAUAGGUAAGAGGAUGUGUCCAGGGGAGCAGCUGGCCAGGAUGGAGCUGUUUCUGUUCUUCACUUUUCUGCUCCAGAGGUUCACCUUCACACCUCCACGGGGCUGGGAGCUGGGCCUGGAGGGCCAGGUGGGCAUCACCAGUGGACCAAAGCCCUUCAAAAUCUGUGCCUUGCCUCGAUGAGACACCUUGGGUGAAUCUCUAUUGUAUUUUGUUGUUUCCUUGUGUUCUGUCUCCUUGCCUCCUUCUCAAAAUACAUUGGAGGAAUGUGCCUUAAGAAGGAGACGAGGAGGGAGGAUGUGAGGAAUCAAGAAAAUACGAUUGAUAUGAAUUUGUGUAGGACUAGGCCCUGCAUGAACUGGUUGAUGAAGAUAAAUAGCAUUGUUUGUCAAGCCUGUCUAAAAUAUUUUGUACUCUAACUGAGGAAAUAUUUGGUAGAGGUGGAGAGAAUUCCAGCAUCCAGCUGGUGCAUCAUGAUGUUUAUAUUGUAAGAGUGGUGUAUUAGAAUUGCAUUCAAAUUCUUUCAAUUUUUUUACUGGAAAUUAUAUUUCUGGAAAUCAUUGUA